AUGAUAUCAGUCUGCAUUGUCCAUGGAGGUGUUGGCCCACAUUUCUUUUCCAAACUACUUUUCACGCAGCUGUGUGGGAAGAACACACAACCUGCAGUCUUCGAAGACAUUGGAGACUACUCUUUGAAAGAGAAAUUACUCAAGACAACAUCUCAGCAGGGUUCGAGUUCCCAAGAGCUCCCCACUACAUCUACACUUCAUGAAGUUGGAUGUCUGUCAGACCCUAUAGAGACCGAAACUGUAGCCACAGAGAUAAAGCCAAAGAUGCGAUCAGUGGGCACACAACUUUCAAUGGGCAUUCAGGCAACAUAUUAUGGUCAUGAUGUGGGCACCCAAACAACUGAGAUGUUUCCUGAUGUGCAGCUGUCUUCAACACCAGUAAGGGGCUCAGUCUUCAGGCCCAGUAAGAGACCUCGUCUGGUGUUAGAUGAGGAAGAAGAAUCAGAAUUAAAUGUCGAACCCACCGAUUCCACAUAUAACCCAGAUUCUGUUGUUAGUGAAGAAUCAGAAUUGGCGAUAGAUCCACAGCCCGACCACAGCGAUAACAAAUACAUUGUUUUUGAAAGCUGUCUUCGAGAGCUGUUUGUGUCCUGUCCAAUUUGUAAGACAAAGUGUGUUGUCCAGAUCAGACGAAGGGGGACUUUUGUUGCAUUCACCCAGCUUUGUGAAAAGUGUAACUACUACAGACAGUGGCAGAGCCAGCCCAUUGUAGGGAGUACCCCACUUGGAAACCUGCUAUUGUCUGCUGCAACGUAUUUUACCGGUGGAUCUUUUAAACAACUAGAGAAGAUUUUCAAGGCCAUGAAGCUCCAGAUGAUGCAUUUCGUAACUUUUAGGAUUCAUGCCAGGAAUUUCAUUGAGCCUACAAUAAUACACAAGUGGAACCAAGAUCAACUGAAUCUUAUUAGACAGCUGCAAGAGGGAGGAAAUGUUGCUGUGGCUGGAGAUAUGCGUGCUGACACGCCAGGACACUCAGCAAAAUUUGGCAGCUACACCAUUAUGCACAUGGAAACCAACAAAAUUCUGGAUCUUCAACUAGUUCAGGUUAGUAAUUAA
Molecule: messenger RNA, 1056 nt
Organism: Carassius carassius (crucian carp)
Lineage: Eukaryota; Metazoa; Chordata; Actinopteri; Cypriniformes; Cyprinidae
Exons: 6
Coding region: 1-1056 (351 amino acids)
Source: RefSeq, a predicted model, not a curated record